CCUAGUGUCCAAAAUCCCAAACCCAAUUCCAAAUCCGCAGGCACAACAUACCCGUUCACAAAUCGUCGCCGGCCGCCUCGCCACCAGAAUCAUCGACCUAGCAGAUCGUUGCCGGCAGCCUCCCUCAGUCGCACACGACGCACAAUCUUGUCUGUCUUCUCGCCCACUCCGAAGUCGCAAUUCCCAGCCUCGCUUCGUCUUUCAAUCCCUCCCAAGUUUUGGUAUAGUUAAUGUGACAACUCAUGGGCACCGCAUCGGAGGAAGAAGAAUAUACCUCAUUCCUUGAGAAGGUAAAAAGGACAAUCUACGUCGACAACUUGGCACCUCAAGUGACCGAAUCAGUAUUGAAAGCUGCAUUCAAUCAGUUUGGAAAUGUGAUUAGUAUUCAGAUCACACCCGACUAUCUUGAGUCGAAAAGAAUGCCUCGUUCGGCUUUGGUGGAGAUGGAAACCCCCAAGCAGGUUAAAGAAAUUGUGUUUCAGAUGGCAAAUUUCCCAUUCAUGAUAUCUGGAAUGCCCCGGCCAGUCAGAGCCUACCCUGCAAAAGUGGAGAUGUUUGACAACCGUCCAAGGAAACCAGGCAGGAAAAUAGAGUGUCGAUGGUUGGACCCAAAAGAAGCCGAGUUUGAGGUUGCCCAGAAAAUCAAGCACACUGUGAGAAGACAUGCUGCAGAAGCAUCACUAGUGCUUGAGCAACAACGGGUGGAGGAAGAAAAGCUUGCAAACCAACAGAGUGAAAUGUUGAAAUCUCAUUACAAGAAGUUUGAGCUUCUGGAAGGCGUCUUUGACGACGGGACUGCUAAACAUUUAGCGCGCCAUUACAACAUGCCAAUGUCCGAUGCCUGAGAUUCUGCGUGGGAAUAAAAGGAAUCCGCAGCCGCUGCCUGAAAGUGUUAAAUCUCGGCCGAACCUAAUACUUUGCAAACCAGGUCUGACGGAAAAGUCAACGCUAUGCGAACCAUGUUUGGUAGGUGACCUGAGGCGUCGGAGGUUUGAAUUGAAUUUUUUUUGAGUGAAUAGACAGUAUAUUUAUUAUAUAAUAUUUAUAUAAUUAAUACACUAUAUGUUAAAUUUAUAAAAGAGAGGAAAAUUCAAAUAUAUUUAUUUAUUAAUAAAUAAAAAUAAAAUAUUAAAAUGAAUUA
Andrographis paniculata is the source of this 1141-nucleotide messenger RNA. RefSeq lists its product as uncharacterized. Bases 243 to 845 code for a protein of 200 amino acids. Gene Ontology annotation, molecular function: RNA binding. NCBI's taxonomy places the organism in Eukaryota, Viridiplantae, Streptophyta, Magnoliopsida, Lamiales, Acanthaceae. The transcript has 4 exons. The record is from RefSeq and is a predicted model, not a curated record.